Poeciliopsis prolifica (blackstripe livebearer) is the source of this 1580-nucleotide messenger RNA. Its product is annotated as caveolae-associated protein 4a-like. Bases 226 to 1140 code for a protein of 304 amino acids. The transcript has 2 exons. Gene Ontology annotation, cellular component: cytoplasm; caveola. Lineage: Eukaryota; Metazoa; Chordata; Actinopteri; Cyprinodontiformes; Poeciliidae. The record is from RefSeq and is a predicted model, not a curated record. Gene Ontology annotation, biological process: regulation of gene expression.
UCAGCCUCCAGCUGCAGAGUUUGAUCUGGUCCUUCUCGCUGUCUCUCCUCUACUGGAUCCCAACACCUCGACCCUCAUGCUGUGGUUCUUGGUUCUUUAUCACCACUGACUUUCACAGAUUCUGCAGGGCUUUCAUCUCCCUUCAUCUCUUCUUCAUUUCCAUUCGGAUCAUUGAAUUCAAGCGACCGACUGACCAGGUCGUUGAAAAACCAGCGAGCAGCAAGAAUGACGGACAAAGCGGUCUUGCCACCCGGAGGUGGAGAUGAUGCCGGCGGCGUCAUGGCGCUGCUGGAGCGCGUGGCGGGCCUCAUGGACAACGUUCAGGCCACACAGCAGCGCAUGGAGGAGCGUCAGCUGGAGCUGGAGAACACAGUGAAAAGCAUCCAGGCCGACGUCGUCAAACUCACCAACGAUCACGCAAACACCAGCUCCACGGUCAGCCGGCUGCUGGAGAAGACCCGCAAGGUCAGCUGCCACAUCAAGGACGUCAGGGUGCGGGUGGAGAACCAGAACCUCAGGGUGAAGAAGGUGGAGGCCACACAGGGAGACCUGCUCGCCAAGAACAAGUUCAGGGUGGUCAUUUACCAGGGGGACCAGGAAGUCAAAGCUGUCACACCAGGUAACGAGCCGGCAGAGUCCAGCGGCGGCGCUGCGGCAAGACCUGAGGUGGAACCAGACAAGUUUGAUCUUCCUCCAGAGUCGGACGAAGAGUACAUGGUUGUGGAGGAAGCAGACACCUCAUCAGCCGGCCGGAUGAAGAAGACAGGCUUGACACGCAUCGAGAGCUUCAAAACCACCUUCUCCAAGGAGAACAUGAGCAAGACCCGAGAGAACCUGGGCACCAAAGUCAACAAACUCGGCGAGCGAAUCGUAACGGCUGAAAGGCGCGAGAAGAUCCGCCAAUCAGGUGAGAAGCUGAAGGAGACCUUCACCAAGACCGUCCCAGCGAAGCUGAACCUGAAGAAAGAAAGGACUGUGGCUGAGGGUCAGGAAGGAGCGGAGGGAGCUGCGGAGGCCGCCGUUCCAGUUCCUCCUCCUAAAGGCCGGAAGAGCAGCCCAGGAGCAGCCCGGCCGGCUGACCACCAGGCCAAGGCGGCCGAGUCCGAGGUUCCCAUGUACGACAUGAAGCAGCUGUCAUAAAUCAGGACAGGUGGACAGUUUUCUUUGGACCUGAGACCAGAGAGAGAGCAGGGAUGUAGUUCUGCUGGAUGGAGGAAAGUCUAUGAUUGUGGAAACUGGAGAGAAACGAGCAACAAGCAGAUCGAGUCACAUUAACAUGACUGAACAUUAAGACAAGAACAGAUUCCUGAAAUCACUGGGAUGUUUGAUGCUGAGUGUUUUCAGAAUAUUCACAUCACAUCCACAGGAUUUGGUCAUUUUUGUUUUCAGUUAUGAUUGAAAUGUUUGAGGACUUCAUCACCAGCUGCUGCUGCUGCAGCUGCUGCUGCAGCUGCAGCUCACUAAUUUGCAUGUUGAAGUUGAAAUGUUGGACGAAAUGAGUUUAACGUUUUGUUCUUAAAUAUCUUGAAAAAUGAGGGAAAGUGAAGUAAAAUAAAGUGGAUUUCUUUGUUUGGAAGUAA